AUGUUGUUUCACCUUGAUGAUGCACCUUUGAUUAAUGGCUUUUCAUCGGUGAAUCGCAGCCGUUUUUUUUGUCAUCCGUUGGAACGAACGCCAAAUGAGAUUGCAUUCGACGAUGAACACCAGAAUUAAUGAGUUUUUCUUUUGAUGGCGGGUGCACUUUGAAUAGUUUUUUUUGUGAAAGAAGAAUAAGGAAAAAAACUGGGUGGUCUCUGCGAUGUUAAUCUUUUUCGUUUGGUAAUUAGGCUAAUGAGAAUCAUGAUAAGAGGAGUUUUGAAAAUUGUUUCGGCGACUAAAAUUCAACUUUUCGUAAGAUCAAGGAGAGUGCUGAGUUUGCGUGGAAAAUUAGAAUAUCUGAACUGAAGCUUCUGAGUCAGCGAAACUCUUUCAAAUCGAAUACAAAAUUUUCCCAAAAACUCAACUUCAUAAAUCAGCAAAGCCAGGCGAACACAUAGACCUCCCCGUGUUUUUUUCCUCCCAUUUCGAGACAAUUUAUCAUUUUGGGUGAAAGGACAAAGUGACAUUUUCGAAUUGAAAACACCGAAAAGUUUUGGAGGUUAACAUUUUCGACGUCUAAUUGGAUUGAAUUGAAGUAAUUAGUUGGAGAAGUUUGGAGGGUACGGUAGAUGAAUAGGAGAAGGGUUUGGGUUACUGUAGUCUUGGUAGAUCUUCAUACUAUUUUGAGAUUCUUGUGAUAUUUUCAAAGUGCCGAUUUCUGGAAUAUUUUCAGAUCGGAAUCUAGAUUUCAACAUUUGGCGAGAAUCAGGAAUAUAAAUCUAGGAAAAACGAAAACUGUAAAAAAAAGUUUUUGGAUACUCUGAAAAAAUUCAGAAACGUCUGGGUUUCACCUCAACCCCCCCCAAUCUCUCAAAAAUUCUGAAAAAAAUUUCAGAAUUCGUGUGGUCGCAAGAAGAGCCGCGAAACGCCGGUGCCUGGACAUUUGUGAAUCCACGAUUCGAAAACGCAUUAGGUGUGAAGCUGAAGUUUGCAGGUCGUCGAGAAUUGGCGUGGACAGCCACAGCCGUCGGCGAACAUCACACAAAAGAAGCUGAGCAAGUGAUUAAUCAAACGUUUGCAUAA
Molecule: messenger RNA, 1077 nt
Organism: Caenorhabditis angaria
Lineage: Eukaryota; Metazoa; Nematoda; Chromadorea; Rhabditida; Rhabditidae
Source: the annotation of a GenBank genome assembly